This is a messenger RNA of Rattus rattus (black rat), 2955 nucleotides long. RefSeq names its product HNF1 homeobox A (gene Hnf1a). Gene Ontology annotation, cellular component: nucleus. The transcript has 10 exons. Lineage: Eukaryota; Metazoa; Chordata; Mammalia; Rodentia; Muridae. Gene Ontology annotation, biological process: insulin secretion; pancreas development; positive regulation of DNA-templated transcription. The record is from RefSeq and is a predicted model, not a curated record. The coding region runs from base 71 to 1957 and encodes 628 amino acids. Gene Ontology annotation, molecular function: RNA polymerase II cis-regulatory region sequence-specific DNA binding; DNA-binding transcription factor activity, RNA polymerase II-specific.
CACCGGCCGUGUGUGGGGGAGGCGGCUAGCUCAGUGGCCUUGGGCCGCGUGGCCUGGCGGUAGAGGAGCCAUGGUUUCUAAGUUGAGCCAGCUGCAGACGGAGCUCCUGGCUGCUCUGCUCGAGUCCGGCCUGAGCAAAGAGGCUCUGAUCCAGGCUCUGGGGGAGCCCGGGCCCUACCUGAUGGUUGGAGAUGGUCCCCUGGACAAGGGGGAGUCCUGCGGUGGGAAUCGAGGGGACCUGACCGAGCUGCCCAAUGGCCUGGGGGAGACUCGUGGCUCGGAAGAUGACACAGAUGACGAUGGGGAAGACUUCGCGCCACCCAUUCUGAAAGAGCUGGAGAACCUCAGCCCAGAGGAGGCAGCCCACCAGAAAGCCGUGGUGGAGUCACUUCUUCAGGAGGACCCAUGGCGUGUGGCAAAGAUGGUCAAGUCGUACCUGCAGCAACACAACAUCCCCCAGCGGGAGGUGGUGGACACCACGGGUCUCAACCAGUCCCACCUGUCCCAGCACCUCAACAAGGGCACCCCCAUGAAGACGCAGAAGCGGGCUGCGCUGUACACCUGGUACGUCCGCAAGCAGCGAGAGGUGGCUCAGCAAUUCACCCACGCGGGGCAGGGCGGACUGAUUGAAGAGCCCACAGGUGAUGAGCUGCCAACCAAAAAGGGACGGAGGAACCGGUUCAAGUGGGGUCCCGCAUCCCAGCAGAUCCUGUUCCAGGCUUACGAGAGGCAGAAGAACCCCAGCAAGGAAGAGCGAGAGACCCUGGUGGAGGAGUGUAAUAGGGCGGAGUGCAUCCAGAGAGGGGUGUCACCAUCGCAGGCCCAGGGGCUAGGCUCCAACCUUGUCACCGAGGUGCGUGUCUACAACUGGUUUGCCAACCGGCGCAAGGAAGAAGCCUUUCGGCAUAAGCUGGCCAUGGACACGUAUAACGGGCCUCCACCGGGGCCAGGCCCCGGCCCUGCGCUACCUGCCCACAGUUCCCCCGGCCUGCCCACAACCACCCUCUCUCCCAGUAAGGUCCACGGUGUGCGGUAUGGACAGUCUGCAACCAGCGAGGCAGCUGAGGUGCCCUCCAGCAGCGGAGGUCCCUUAGUCACAGUGUCUGCGGCCUUACACCAAGUGUCCCCCACAGGCUUGGAGCCCAGCAGCCUGCUGAGCACAGAGGCCAAGCUGGUCUCAGCCACGGGGGGUCCCCUGCCUCCCGUCAGCACCCUGACAGCACUGCACAGCUUGGAGCAGACGUCUCCAGGUCUCAACCAGCAGCCGCAGAACCUUAUCAUGGCCUCGCUGCCUGGGGUCAUGACCAUCGGCCCAGGGGAGCCCGCCUCCCUGGGUCCCACGUUCACUAACACGGGUGCCUCUACCCUGGUCAUUGGUCUGGCCUCCACUCAGGCACAGAGCGUGCCGGUCAUCAACAGCAUGGGGAGCAGCCUAACCACCCUGCAGCCGGUCCAGUUUUCCCAGCCACUGCACCCUUCCUAUCAGCAGCCUCUCAUGCCCCCUGUACAGAGCCACGUGGCCCAGAGUCCCUUCAUGGCAACCAUGGCCCAGCUGCAGAGCCCCCACGCCCUGUACAGCCACAAGCCUGAGGUGGCCCAGUACACGCACACAAGCCUGCUUCCGCAGACCAUGCUGAUCACAGACACCAACCUCAGCACCCUUGCCAGCCUCACGCCCACCAAGCAGGUCUUCACCUCAGACACAGAGGCCUCCAGUGAGCCUGGGCUUCAUGAGCCGUCGUCUCCAGCCACCACCAUUCACAUCCCCAGCCAGGACCCGUCAAACAUCCAGCACCUGCAGCCUGCUCACCGGCUCAGCACCAGUCCCACAGUGUCCUCCAGCAGCCUGGUGUUGUACCAGAGUUCUGACUCCAACGGGCACAGCCACCUGCUGCCAUCCAACCACGGUGUCAUCGAGACUUUUAUCUCCACCCAGAUGGCCUCCUCCUCCCAGUAACCAUGGUGACUGCCUCCCAGGAGCUGGGCUCCCAGAGCCUGCACAGGGGGAGAGGAGGGCCACAGCCAUGCUGCCUGGAGGAUGUUGGAGCCUGGCACCUGCCACAGGCUGCUGGCCUUCCUAGAACUCUACACCUUCAUGCUGCAGCUGCUCCUCCACCAUCAGAAAGGGAUGGCUCUGAGGUGUCUCCUCAGCCUGAGGGGCAAGCCUCAAGGAGCCGGAGGACAGCCCAAUCUGGACCGCCAUCCCUGCUGGUUAGAAUAGAAAACUUAAUGCUUGGAACAGAAGGGGGAAGCCUGUAUUGCUGGCACCCUCCAGUCAGAGCUUGCAGGCCCUGAAGGAUCUCUGCUGAGCUCGGAGGCCCUACAUCAACAUGGCUGCCAUCUGUCUCCUGUGCCUCCCAGGCCACUCCACCCUGCGCCAGAGACCCAUGUGCCUCUUGGUGGGUUACCCUCCCAGCACAGGAUCUUCCAGGCAGUUCUCUGGCCAGGCUUGGGAGCCUAGGGAGCAGGGCUCUCCUAGGCUUUCCCCUACUAAGCCGCUCUUCCUCCCAGCUCCAGGACCUCAUUUGUUUCCGUGACCGUAUCUUCUGAUGCCAGCUUGGCAUCUUGCCUGCACUAGAAAGGCUGCUUCAGGGCUAAGAUUGUCACCCUUGUUCCUUAGGGCACAUAACUCAUGCCAAGGCCACAUCCUAGGCAAUCACCUCCUCUGGCUGCAGGGCCCUACAACUUCCUUCCUGGUGUGAGACGUGUAGAACUCGGAAGACAAGGCCUGAGCAGUGUCUAGUGGAGAGAGUGCUGAGACCAGCAGAGAGAAGCCACCCAAGGGGCUAGGGGCUGGCAGCUAUUCUGAUGUCCUUUGGCCUGUUGCAGAGAGCCUGGCCCUCAGUGGGCUCCUCUGUCAGCCUGGAAAGAGCCAGCGCCCCCUGCAGCCUACGGCCGGUCAUGGGCAAGCCUGGAUGUUUAUUUAACUUUUAGUAAAGCCAGUAAGAAGUGUGU